CGCGAAUUGCAAGACACUCAGCAUAACCUCUUCUUUGCGUUCCUUAUUUAUCUGCGAGCACAAUUUUGAAUAUAUGUUGUAUUUUGCAUAAUGUUAAUCCUAAAAUCUUGCCUGAUACGGCAGGUGCACAGCCGCUGUACUAACUUCAAACGCACUUUCACACACAAAAAUUUGUUGGAGUUGUCAGACCGCGGUUUCUUUCAGAGCAUUUUUCCAGAUACUGCCGGGCCAAAGAUGAAAGAGCUCUUUAGGAGCGCACCUCAAACUGUAUACGCUGGAUUUGAUCCCACCGCCGACAGCCUGCACGUUGGAAAUUUGCUUGUGAUCAUGGGUCUGUUGCACUGCCAACGAGCCGGGCACCAACCGAUUGCGUUAGUGGGUGGCGCCACUGGUCUAAUUGGUGACCCAAGUGGACGGAAAACGGAACGCAAUCAAAUGGGAGUAUCAGUUAUUGAGUCGAAUCUGCAGGCAAUUGAACUGCAGCUGCGCAAAGUGUUCAAGAACCAUGAGGAUUGCUUAUGGGAUGCGCGAAAGGACAGUUCUCCGUUCGUUCCUCUUAAAAUUGUUAACAAUGCCGAGUGGUAUGCUAAUCUAAAUCUAAUUGACUUUGUUGCCAAUAUGGGUCGACAUUUUCGUAUGGGUUCGAUGCUGUCACGAUCCUCCGUGCAGUCUCGCUUGGAGUCAGAGGACGGCAUGAGCUUCACGGAGUUUACGUAUCAAAUCUUCCAGGCGUACGAUUGGUUGCAUUUAUUGCGUAAGCACAACUGCUGCUUUCAAAUGGGUGGCUCCGAUCAAACGGGUAACCUAAUGACCGGCCACGAAUUGAUUAGUCGUGUUGAAGGCAAUCGAGAAGUGUUUGGCAUGACACUACCCAUAGUGACCAACGAGGAGGGAGAUAAGUUCGGCAAAUCAGCUGGAAAUGCUGUAUGGCUAGACGAGAAGAAAACAUCGCCAUUUGCUCUGUACCAAUUCUUUUUACGUAUGCCUGACUCCGAAGUAGAGAAGCUUUUAAAACUGUUCACAUUUAUUCCCCUACCCGAGGUGGAACAACUGAUGCGGGAACAUGCCAAGGAGCCAGAAAAACGCAAGGCACAGACGCUGCUGGCAGAAGAUGUCACCCUGCUGGUUCAUGGCGAACAUGGCUUAAAGCAAGCGGAGCGUGUUACCAAUGCGCUUUACAAAGGCAAUGUUGAUGGUUUGGCCGAAUUGAACUAUACUGAAAUCAAACAAACGUUUCAAGGUGCUACCGUCGUCGAUAUACUGACCGAGCCUGGCAUGUCAAUCCUUCAGCUUGCAAUGAAGGCCAAAUGUUUUCCCACAGAAACCGAUGCCGUGCGUAUUAUCAAUGCCGGUGGCUUCUAUAUAAACCAGAAGCGUGUGCAGAACAUCGCAGAAGUUAUUACAACCGGCAUACAUAUACUCCGUAAUGGAGUAUCCCUAUUACGUGUGGGCAAACGUAAUUUUUACAUUGUGCGAUGGCAAUAGACACAAAUAUACACAUUGAGGUUUUAUAUUUUGAUUAGGUAUAUAUAUUAAAAUAAAUUGUUUCACUAAUGAUAAGAUAUAUUAUAGU
Messenger RNA from Drosophila grimshawi, 1573 nucleotides. RefSeq names its product tyrosine--tRNA ligase, mitochondrial (gene TyrRS-m). The transcript is spliced from 5 exons. Gene Ontology annotation, molecular function: tyrosine-tRNA ligase activity; RNA binding; ATP binding. NCBI's taxonomy places the organism in Eukaryota, Metazoa, Arthropoda, Insecta, Diptera, Drosophilidae. Gene Ontology annotation, biological process: tyrosyl-tRNA aminoacylation. The record is from RefSeq and is a predicted model, not a curated record. Gene Ontology annotation, cellular component: mitochondrion; cytosol. The coding region runs from base 91 to 1485 and encodes 464 amino acids.